AUCAACCAAUCUAAAACAAUGUACAAUGAUGACAACAUUUAACCCUAAACCAAAACCCAAAGCCUUCCCUUAAGCAGAGUAGGGCAUCAUUUUUCAUAAUCCCAUUCCCACUUCCCCACAAAUAAAUUACUAUACUAAUUAUAUAAAUUAAUAAUGGGUAACUUCCCGCCAAUCAAUAUACUAUUUUAAUUCAUUUUGUCUCCGCAACCCCAAGCCCGACAAAUAAAAAACCAAAUAUUUUACUAACUGUAUAUUAAAAUUUCAGCUUUGUUCUUUUAACACCUUUACCUCUCUUCUUUCUUUCUUUUGAUUUUUUUUUUUGUUUCUUCGAGACUUUUGAUCAAACGAGUGGCACGAAUAGCAUUGCCAACUGAGAAAUCAAGAAACAUUUUCCUCUUUAGCUUCUUUGAUCUUUAACUUCUUCUGGGUAUCUUUUAUAUUGAUGAGAAAUUAAGGAAAGAGAAAGAAAAGCAGAGAGGAAAAUGGAAGGAGCAGAGUUGGAGUUGGAGAGGAGAAGCAAGUUUUUGAACAGUUUGAUUCAAAAGAAGAAGGCUAUAGAGCAACAAGACCAAACUGAACGUCUCAAUGUUAAAGUCAGAGCUUCUGAUAUGUCUUUAACUCUUCAAAACAGGGCUUUUAGAUGUGCUCGAGACCAGCUUGACUCUAUGCCUGGAAAGCUUGACAGUAAACGUCUAGCCCUUGCGCUUAAAAAGGAAUUUGACUCGACCUAUGGUCCUGCUUGGCACUGCAUUGUGGGAACUAGCUUUGGCUCAUACGUCACUUAUUCACUAGGAGGUUUCUUGUAUUUUUCAAUUGACAAGGUUUACAUUCUUCUCUUCAAGACUGCUGUUGAGCCUUUAGACCAUUGAUGGUUUUCACAGAUUUGUGUUCUACACGUUUCUUGUAUUGGCAACAAAUUUACAAGUUUCCAAUUUAAAGUUACAUGUACAACGACAGACUGCAAAACUGAUAAACGUAUGUAUUGUUGGUUCUACAAUUUUUAUGUUGUAUUGCUGAGUGCUAAAAGCAUAAAUGAGUGAUAGGUUCUGGCAGUUUCCUUC
Messenger RNA from Theobroma umbraticum, 1061 nucleotides. Its product is annotated as Dynein light chain type 1 family protein. Lineage: Eukaryota; Viridiplantae; Streptophyta; Magnoliopsida; Malvales; Malvaceae. The record is from RefSeq and is a predicted model, not a curated record. Gene Ontology annotation, molecular function: dynein intermediate chain binding. Gene Ontology annotation, cellular component: cytoplasmic dynein complex. Gene Ontology annotation, biological process: microtubule-based process.